AUGCCAGCACAUACACCCAAAGACGCAGCCCUAAAAAUCAACAAAGUCCUAAAUGAGUUCGGUAGAUCUCCUUUACAUGGCACAGAACUCGCCGACCCACGAUCGCUAAAGGCUAGCCCUGAGAUAGUGUUGGCGAUGGCACUUGACGCCCUGAUCAAAGCAAGGCCAAUAUCUCACGAGUUGACGCAGAAAACGAUCAAGGUCCUAAUCGAGGCUAGCUACCAUGACAUCAACGUACUUUCUGAAACUACGUGGGAAGAUCGAACAAUGAUUUUGCAAGACGGAGGUUACAACCGGUAUCGAGAGCAGGGUGCUACCAACCUCGGUGAGCUUGCGAAGCUAGUUGUUGAGAGAUACGAUGGCGAUUUGAACAAUCUCCUCAAGUUGGCAGACGGCAAACCCCAUAAAGCUAGAAUAUUACUGAAGGAGAUCAGGGGAAUGGGUGACUUGGCAGUGGAGGUAUUUUUCAACAAUGUUCAAAGCAUAUGGCCAAGCUUUGCUCCUUCUAUCGACUCUCGGAGCUUGAAGACCGCAGAUGAGAUCGGGAUUGGAACUGACAUGGACGAAAUAUACAAUGCGCUAGAGCAGGACCCCAUGCGCAUGAGUUGGUUCGCUAAUGGCCUCUCUGAGGUCCGACUGGAGAGAAGGCAGGAUGUAAUCGAGGAACUUUGA
Molecule: messenger RNA, 672 nt
Organism: Penicillium mononematosum
Lineage: Eukaryota; Fungi; Ascomycota; Eurotiomycetes; Eurotiales; Aspergillaceae
Exons: 2
Coding region: 1-672 (223 amino acids)
Biological process (GO): DNA repair
Molecular function (GO): catalytic activity
Source: RefSeq, a predicted model, not a curated record